GCUGCCUGGGUUCCCUGCGGGGCAAGGGGCUGCUUAUCGAGAAUGUGGCGUCCCUGUGAGGCACCACGGUCCGGGACUACACCCAGAUGAACGCGCUGCGGCGGCGCCUCGGGCCCCGGGGCCUGGUGGUGCUCGGCUUCCCGUACAACCAGUUUGGACAUCAGGAGAACGCCAAGAACGAAGAGAUUUUGAAUUCCCUCAAGUAUGUCCGACCUGGUGGUGGGUUCGAGCCCAACUUCAUGUUCUUCGAGAAGUGCGAGGUGAACGGUGCGGGGUCGCACCCUCUCUUCGCCUUCCUGCGGGAGGCCCUGCCAGCGCCCAGCGACGAUGCCACUGCGCUCAUGACCGACCCCAAGCUCAUCACCUGGUCUCCGGUAUGCCGAAACGAUGUUGUAUGGAACUUUGAGAAGUUCCUCGUGGGCCCUGAUGGUGUUCCUGUGCGCAGGUACAGCCGCCGCUUCCAGACCAUUGACAUCGAGCCUGACAUCGAAGCCCUACUGUCCCAAGGGCCCAGCUGUGCCUAGGGCGCCCCUCCUACCCCGGCUGCCUGGCAGUUGCAGUGCUGCCCUCUGGGGGAUUUUCAUUUAUGAGGGUGUUUCCUCUAAACCUACAAGGAGAAACACCUAAUCUUCCAGAAAAUAACCCCUCGAGAAUGGGCGCUGGUCCUGUCCAUCCCAGUCUGUCUGCCAGACCAAGGCGAGUUUCCCCACUAACAAAGUACCAGUUGUUAGCAGAAAAAAAAAAAAAAAA
Messenger RNA from Sapajus apella (tufted capuchin), 750 nucleotides. RefSeq names its product glutathione peroxidase 1-like. The record is from RefSeq and is a predicted model, not a curated record. Bases 87 to 524 code for a protein of 145 amino acids. The transcript has a single exon. Gene Ontology annotation, molecular function: glutathione peroxidase activity. Gene Ontology annotation, biological process: response to selenium ion; hydrogen peroxide catabolic process; response to hydrogen peroxide. NCBI's taxonomy places the organism in Eukaryota, Metazoa, Chordata, Mammalia, Primates, Cebidae. Gene Ontology annotation, cellular component: cytosol; mitochondrion.